This is a messenger RNA of Lymnaea stagnalis (great pond snail), 8546 nucleotides long. The record is from the annotation of a GenBank genome assembly. NCBI's taxonomy places the organism in Eukaryota, Metazoa, Mollusca, Gastropoda, Lymnaeidae.
AGACCAGAACCAAACUUCCUACACGUGAGAGCACGGCGAGACACCAGGAGCAGUGAUCCCAAGAGCUUAGAUUCUUCUAACAGCAGCAGUAACAAUAACUUAUAUUCCAAUCUUAAAGGCAGCAGCAAUCACAACAACAACCUCCUUCAUUGGGGCAGCAACCACAGUUCUCUUAAAGACUCACCCUGUUUAAGGGACACCACCUCUAUUCCCACGUUUGCCACAAGUUGUCCUCGGUCCAAGAGAAUGGGGGUCUUAUGCACUGAAAAGCACUGCAGUGGGGAAAAGUGUUUGUGCGGGAGUGCUUCGGCCAGCUCCCCAAGACCUGCAACCUUGCCUUUAUUUCCUGGAUUGCCAUGUGAGAUGAGUGAUGUUACCCAAGACAACACAAAAAAUAUAACCAUUUCAAGAAAGAGACCUUUGGACACCUCUGCACAUAAUCCGGAUGAAUCUGGAGUUCAGAUAAUUAGACGGAGGACUCAGAGGUCUCCAUCCACGGGUAAUGCCAAUGGCAUAAUUAGCCACAUCUCAUCCAGAGAAAUUUCCACGGCUCUCGGGCAGAAUGGAUUCAAACAGGAGUCAGGGCUUAAUGGAAUCAAACAUGGCCCGCUAAACGGCACCCGACCGUUGAGUUGCUUUGGGAUGGAAACAAAGGCAGCAGAUACAGUAGACCACCUUUCUACUGUAGUAUCAUCAUCACCAUCUUUAUCACAGGCACUAAUAUUUCCUCCUUCCUGCCUGUCAGGCAAGGCUUCAAAUCAUUGUGAUGCCAUCAGCAAAAAUAUACACAUCUCUCCUUUAACUGUUGGUUCAACAUUAUUAGAGACCAGCACUUGUUCAGAUGAUGUCUCUGGUGCCAGGCAUGCUCGAUUGGCAGCAUCAUCAAUGUCAUCCCCAUCAACACAGUCCAUUACACAUCAAAAGCUUCAUCAAGCCACUACUCAGGGACGUAAAUCUUCAAACUUAGGCAGCAGCAACAGCAAGAGCAGUUUAAGCAGCAGUGAUGACAAAGAUAGUGAUUCUAGCACAUCACUGUCUGGCAAAUGUAUAGCAGCACCAAAUAGCAUCGUCCUCAGUCUCCGCCAGAGAACAUUUGUGGGGAACCACAAUGCACAAAAAUCAUCUUCAUUGCCUGCGUCACCUCAACCCGAGUCAUCAAAACCCACCUUAACAGCAUCCGCCUCAUCGCCAUCACUGUCCACCCUGGGGGCGGACCCACCAUCACCCACACAAUUAUCAACAGCUCAAUGUAAAUGGCGUGACUGCUUGUGUGAACUUGAUGCCAGUGACCUGCUGGAGCACAUCCGCAAGCAUGCAGACACUCAGAUUGAAAAAGAGACCUACUCAUGCCUGUGGGUGGACUGCAAGGUCUUCGACAAACCCUCGUGGUCCGGCUCAUGGCUGGAGCGCCAUAUUGUCACACACAGCGGCCACCGUCCAUUUAAAUGCAUCCUGGACAACUGCGGCCAGCGUUUUCAUUCUCAGGCGGCCCUAGAAAGGCACGUCAAUGGCCACUUUACAGCCAACAGUCAGCAUGGGGCCAAGUGUAGCCGCAGUAGGGAGGAAAUAAACCACCGGAUGAUACAGAAGAGAAAAAGACAACUAAAACGUAGAUCUCUGCAGGCUGGUAAGUAGAUCCAUCGUUAGCUCUCAAAUUUAUCCACACAAAAAUUGGUGCACUUUGUGUUGAAGGGUAUUUAAUGCAAUUUUUGCAUAUUACCAUUAGAUGACUACUUCUUUUUCACAUUAUGAGUUUUUUAAAUAUCAUAAACAAUUAUUUAAAAGUACAUAUUUUCCUAAAAAUAGAUUGUUUGGGUAUAAUAAAAGAGUACUCAUACAAUGGAACUUGUGCUUGAACUAUGGCAUCUCACAAUUACAUAUUUGGAUUCUUUAUCAGUCAAUAAUCAUAAGGCUUCUUUAGCAAACAGCUAAUCAUUUUCUUGGGUAAAAGGUUUAUUUUAUUCUCAUAUCAUCUCUACCUACACAGAUUUUUCACAAACAAGACAAUAACACUUUUUAUUUCUUUAAAAUGACCAAUAGGAUCAUUGUGUUAUUAGCAUUAAAAAUAGUUUUUAUUGAAUGACAUUAAACCAAAUGUGUCUAUUUCAUGCAACUGCCGCAAUGGCACAUUCUAUUUUUGAAGAGCCUGUACAUUGUGGAAGAGUUCAUUUAAAACUUAACUUGUUAUUCUGUUCGUUGGGGCCACAACAGGUCUCUGAGAUGAGAUUUGACCUCUUGAAUGUCUUCAAUGGCAGUUUCUGUAUCAGGAUCUUCUUUUCAACUUUUCUUGUGGAAAUCAUUUUUUUUUUAAAAAUAUAUAAUCACAACCAAACGAGAGAACUCAAAGAUAGUACUAGUUUAUAGAUUAAUGAUCAUUUACCAUUGAAACAAAUGUGAUCAAGAUUGUAAUUCUGUUAGAGUGUUCCAAGCACUCAUGUCCAGCAGAACAGUCAGACCUUGUACAAAAUGUAACAAAUCCUGUGACAUGUAAAUCAUUCUAAGUCUAAGCUUCUUCCUUUUGAGACCACAUUCUUACUGUCUCACCUGCUCCAGCCCAGUGGUUAAAGUGUCAUGCUGACAUUUAUUGUACUGCUUACAGUAGACAAGCCCUCCAUUACCAAGGUCGUGGCAGGCCACCGAAAUCUACCACAGAGGCAUGGCAUGGCUUUUCUCAUUGAUAGUUAAUAUUCAGCAUUCUGAAGAAAAAAAAUCAAUUCUAAAAUAACAUAGUUUAAAAAAAGACAGUUUUAAAGAAGUAGGUCAGCUUAUAAGUGAAACAUUGUAACAAGGAAUGAGAACGGAAUCAGUCGAUAACUCUAGGCCCAGUUACUGUGGAGCUUCUAGAUUUAUUCAUUGUGUAACCAGUCAGUGGGAUCCAGAGUUAGAGGCUCUGAAAAGGUAGUGACAGGGGGUAAAUGGUUAGGGUGUUUCUGUGAGAGGGUAGUAGUCUGAAGAGUGGGAGACAGAGUUCUCUUUUCAGUCCAAUGAUUUUUAUUUCGUAACAAAAUUUAUGUAUUAAAAUUAUUUUUGUUUCCUUUAUUUAAAGACUUACUUUCUACUCACAAAUCAGUCAAGUUUGUAACAAGAAACUUUGUUGUCACACAUGACCCUCUCCCCAAGGUUGAUUGUGCCUGGCUGGCUGGUGCUGACCUGUAUGGUGGCACUUGAGUUGCUGACACAGAUUGAAAGCUCUGGUUACCUGGGUUUAGAAAGGAGGAAGGGGGGAGGGGGUGGGUUGGUGGGUGAUGGGGAAAGGGGAAAGGGGGAUUUUUUUUUUAUGUUGUUAAGGUGUACAAACAGCACCCCUUCCCUUUCAACAAUCAUUGGCCCCAACUGUAGGAUUUCAGGAUAGGGUGUGAGCAAGGGGAUGGGACAGACACAGAUCAUGUGAUCAAGGGACAGCAAGAGACCAGGGGUAUAGAAAGUCAAAGAAAUUUUGUUCAGAAGGGUAGUAAGGCACUUGAUGAAGCCAAAAGAUUUUUUAUAAAUGUAGGGAGUGGUUUAAGUCUAAGGGGAAUGAUUGAGUGAAGCUGUGGUUUUGGGAUGGGACUGAGUUUUGAGAGGUCCAGGAGCUGGUUUUAGGGGAUUAAAAGGUGGAGGUUGGUGGAUAAUGUGUGAUGCUUAGAGGAGACUGGUGGAUGUCGGGGGGGGGGGGGGGGGGGGGGGACGGGGUCAGGCAGUUGAAUUAUUUGCUGGUAAAAGAUGGAUGAAUUGGGUAGGAGGGAAUAUGGUGGGCGUGGGUUGGCCAACACAUUACAUUGAUGAAUGUUCAUUACAAACAUUUUAACCAUCAUAUAUUUUAGAAAAAUAUGGUUUGAGUAGCCACUAUUCUAAAAUAAAAAAUUAUUCAUUAUUUGUUUUCCUUCCAGUAAAAAGGAGUGACUUUUUUGAUGAUCAAACUAUGGCAGUGGUGAAACAAGAGUUGCUCACCUUGGCUGAGCACACCCGGCUUGAUCUCUCAGGGAACACAUUACAUACAACAUUCCAGGGUCUGGUAAGCAAUACUGUUUUACCUGUCCACCAGAAUUGGGAUUUUUUCAAGUGGCCAGGAGGGCUUGUCCACCGCUGUUGUUUUCAUCUUUGAAUACAAGCCAGCUUUGCCCUUUAAAGUCUGGAUUAGUUUUGAAUCCUACACAAUAAUUAUCUGUUUAUUUUACAUUGUAAAAAUGGUCUGGUUGAUUUGACCAUUGAGUUUCUUACUAAUUUUGACAAAAUAAUGUAGACAAUAAAGAGGAUCAUACAAAUCGGAAAAUAUUUCAAAACAGUAACAAAGUACAGAUAUAUCAAUAAACUGUAGCACAUGACAUGGCUAAAGCUAUUUAGUUCUCUAUCUUUACCCAAAUAAAAACAGCAAAUAGAAUUGUAAACUUUAUGUCUUGAUAUUUUAGAUAAAAGUGGUUUCAAAUGCUAACACUAAAACAUUUUUAAUCUAGGUUGUGGGCAGACGAGAGACACAUUUAGGCCUGAAACAGUCCCUCUUGGAAUUCACUCCUCCGGCAGUGUGAGUGCUUGAAACCAAUGUUCAAAUUAUUUUCCCAGUCAUUGCGAGCAAUGUUGAAUAGAUGACAGUGCACUCAGUGGUUACAAGUGGUGACAUUGGUCAUUAAAUGGCGAGCAAUGUUGAAUAGAUGACAGUGCACUCAGUGGUUACAAGUGGUGACAUUGGCGUGGUCUAGCCUGAACACUUCAAGGGAGCUAGAAAAGAAAUUCUUUUAACUUUUAAAAGCUUAAUUAAAAAGAAAGAUGGUAUAACUUAUCCUUGCACUAUAUCCAGUUCAAAAAUAAUAUAAAUUAUCCCUGCACUAUAUUCCAUUUAAAAUAAAGUAUAUCAAAUUUAGCCAUUUUUAAAUUGGAAAUAAAUUCCUGGUACUUUUGUUAACUUUUAUAAAAAAUGUACACAAUAUGCUAACAAUUUGUAUUUUUUUCAUUGUACAGACUUGAAGAUAAAUGGAUUCCAGAGGAAGAUUCCCAAGAAAUCUGCAAGCUCUCUGUCCCCUUGUCAGACUUACCAAAUGAUACAGUCACCAAUCUCCAUAACUGUCUGUACAGGCGACACAGAUUCCGCAAGCACAGGCGAAAAUAGGUUGUAAUUGUAUAACUCUCACGAGAUCAUGACAAGAGUGGAAAAUUAGCAGAAAUUGGUGGGAGCAGCAGAUGCCUUGAGCAGGGAGCAAGAGACACAUUAUAAGGGAGGGGCAAGGACUUUUAGGGAGCAGCAGACAUUUUAGAAGGGAGCAGCAGACACUGGUGUAAGGAGCAGCAGACACUGGUGUAAGGAGCAGCAGACACUUUUGUAAGGAGCAGCAGACAAUAAAGUAGUGAGCAGCUACCAUAUUACCAUGACAAAAUCAUUAACUACGCUGAUGUAUAUGAUGGCAGCACAUGAAUGUCUCACAUAUCUUAUUUAUUUACAUUGAGGUCAAGACUUGAUUUAGCUAUGGAUAGGGGACUACAUUUACAUUGAGGUCAAGACUUGAUUUAGCUAUGGAUAAGGGACUACAUUUACAUUGAGGUCAAGACUUGAUUUAGCUAUGGAUAGUGGACUACAUUUACAUUGAGGUCAAGACUAGAUUUAGCUAUGGAUAAGGGACUACAUUUACAUUGAAGUCAAGACUAGAUUUAGCUAUGGAUAAGGGAUUACAUUUACAUUGAAGUCAAGACUAGAUUUAGCUAUGGAUAAGGGACUACAUCUACAUUGAGGUCAAGACUUGAUUUAGCUAUGGAUAAGGGACUACAUUUACAUUGAAGUCAAGACUAGAUUUAGCUAUGGAUAAGGGACUACAUUUACAUUGAAGUCAAGACUAGAUUUAGCUAUGGAUAAGGGACUACAUUUACAUUGAAGUCAAGACUAGAUUUAGCUAUGGAUAAGGGACUACAUUUACAUUGAAGUCAAGACUUGAUUUAGCUAUGGAUAGGGGACUACAUUUACAUUGAGGUCAAGACUUGAUUUAGCUAGGGUUACUGGACUAUAUUUACUAGUUCUUGCUCUAUUUAAAGUUGACUUUUUGCUAUUUAUUGUUCAUUUAAUUUUUAAGAAUUGAUUUAUAAGAUUUUAAUAAAGUUAUGUUGACAGAAGUAUUUCAAUAUAAUCUGGGAGUAGAAAUAUAUGAGAAACUAUUAUAUGUAGAAUGUAUCCAUUUAAUCUUAAAACCAGCAGAUUUAUUUGUGAAAAAAAUCAUUCUGUUAUUUUAAGAAUCUUUUCCAGCUGUCCAUGAAAUUCAAUUAAUUGAAAUAAGUUAACAAAAAUUAAAGCAAUACAGAUUUAAGAUAAAUGUAGAGAUGAAAUGUCGUGUAGUUGGGUGGAUUGAAAGCAACUAUUUGUUAAUACACUUUUUUUAGUUAGUAAUUUAUUACAUUGAUCAAAUCCCAUUAAGCCAUAUUCCUAUGUAUCAAAUAUGUUGUGUAUUUCAAAAUGAUAACUUAUGAUUCCAAGAAAUGGUUUAUAACCAACUUGUCACUCUGCAAGCCAGUGAACAAAAUCUACCUCUUUUUAAAAAAAAAAAUAAGGGCACCCAUUAUUUUCAUCAACCACAAUUGCCUUGCCAAUCCAUCACACAGCUAUGUGCCUAAACAUGGGCCAUAUGGGACUAAAGCGUCCCAGAUGUUAACAAUUUACAUACAGAUUAGAUUUUCUAGUUUACAUGGGCUGUUAGAGGGUAGAGUAUACUGGAUGCCAACAUUGAGAUUUGAUUAUCUAAUUUGCUGUCGGGGGCUCCACAGUACUGAGGACCUGGCUUUGAAGAUGCUGGCAGUCAGUUAUGUGAUAAAAGACAGUUUUAGCACGACAGAGGUCAGCUGUCCAACACCAGGCUCUUUGUUGGUCUAGCCUUGAAAAAAAAAUAUAGACUGAGACUGAGAAGUGUCCUAACAUUUAUUAUCAGUGUUUAACUUCUGGAGCCUACCUACCACUUUUAUAAAAGACUUAAAAAUUCUCCAAGUUUAUUAUUUUUUAAGAGACGGCUUACACUCUAUAAACUAUAAACUUAUUCCAUCGCAUGACAGGAAACAUUCCCUGUCAUCAAGUCAUUGAUGACAUGUAGAACAUGGACAGUGGUAGCUCUUACUCAAGGAGAUAGCAUUUUGAUGCUUGUGUGAUCUAUUAUAUCAAUAAAUAUGUAAACAACUCAUGUAACCCUAAUGUAUUUUUUAUUUAUUAAAGCAAGUACACCAAGAUGUUGAAUUUCUGGUGUAGCUUUCUAGUUGUUGAAUAGAUGUGCAGCACUAUAGUAGACACUGUCAAGUCUGGCAGCACUGUAGUAGACACUGUCAAGUCUGGAAAUAUUUUGUGUCAUUCUUUUAUUGGGGAUUUUAAAAGAUAUUUUUAAUUAUUUCUUGUUGUGAAAUUUUAUAUAAUAAUUUUAGGUGCCUGUUUUCUUUGAGUGCAAGAAUCUUGACAUGGCUUUAGCGAAUGAACUGAUGCGUUUUAAUCUUAUUUUUGUUGGCUGUAGAGAAAGAAGAUUGAUUACUUAUUUAAAUUGCUCUUUGGUUAAUGUAAGGCGCAUCCAUUUUAAUGCAUUGCUAGCUCUCAUGAAAUUCUUUGAGAAAUGAGGCAGAAAGGCAAAGUUCUUUCAUAAAGAAUUAUGCUUCAAUCAUAUGAUUUAAAAAAAAGUAUCUUUUUUUUUUUCUUCAAUAGUACAGUGUAAUGCGAUGUUAAAAGAAAAAUAAUUUCAUAUUUAAUUUAUUGGUAAAUAAUGUGGUUAUGUUAAGAAUAAGUUGAGGAUGCGGGAAUUGUCAAAUGAAAGAUUAUACAAGUUCUUUAUUGCCCACUCCUAAUAAAUCAUCAUAAUAAGGCAGUUAUUUUACCAAGUGUCAUUAAUAUAUAUAUAUAUAUAUAUAAGAAAAGCCCAGACACGUCUUUCUUUCUGUCUGUCAGAAUGAUUAGCGCCAAUGAGAAAAGCAGCUUUUUUGUGCCACGAGUGUGUACAUUAAGUAAACAACACUUAAUAGCACCAGCGGAAACACAAAAUUAUUCAUGUGAACAAUUGCAAACAUUCAGAAAAGGAAAGUAGAAAGCAAAGGCACAGAAGGCUCCUAGUAAAGGAGUGGUGGGGUGUCCUGUGUGGUUCUGUGCUGACAUGGUUUUCCACGGACCAUUUCUAGUUUUAUAAUAGCAUCUUAUUGUUACAGGUAUGGUGUAGCAGUUAUUGAUGUACAUGAAAUCUAUUUUUACAUGUGUUUCUUGGUUAUCAUAUCAAUGCAAUAACAACUAAAAUGGCAUUAGAAUAUCUAAGGACAACUAAACCAUGACCGUAUAUGGAAGGGACCAUGCAUCUUGUAAAUUAUGUUACUGAAUACACACCAACAUUUAUGAUGGAAGAAUAACUGGGGUUAAAAAAGGGCAAAUGGAAUCUUUCGCAAAGGUGAUAAUGGGGUUCAAUGGAAAAACUGAGUAUUUGAAGAGUGGCUUUGUAAUUUUUCAAAUUUUAAAACGACAUAACUGAACUAUUGGAUGAAAGCUUCAUUAAUUAUUGUAUAAAGUAAUUUCCUUAAUAUAAUACAGGUGUUCAGUUCCUUUAUUUUUGUAAUUAAGAUAUUUCGUAGGUAAC